AUGACAAACUUACCACUCAAAGAAGUCAAACGGCAAUUGCGAAAGCAACUUAAAUCUAAUUUAAAAACCAUUACCCAAGAUUCAUUAAUCAAACAAUCUCAUCUAAUCCAUCAAAACCUAUUGAAUCAUGAGUUUUUCAAAACUGCCAACAAUAUAGCUGUGUUCAUGAAUAUGCCUGAUCUGGAAGUUAAGACUAUGGAAAUUAUUGAAAGCUGUUUUAAAUUGGGCAAGUCUGUGUAUCUACCACGAUGCAACUAUGUUUCUUCACCAGGAAGAAAAUCAAAUUAUAUGUCAUUACUUGAAAUGCCUUCACUUGAAGCGAUACACCAACUUAAACCACAGGGGAAAUAUCAACUUUUAGAACCAUUAACUGGAAAUGAUGCAAUAGAAACUGGGAUUUUAGAUCUAAUAAUUGUCCCUGGUGUUGCGUUUGAUAAGAAUAAGAAUCGUAUGGGUCAUGGUGCUGGCUUUUAUGAUGAAUUUAUAACCACUUUCCAUAACAAAUUUAAAAGGAAACCAUAUUUGUUAGGAGUUGCAUUACAGGAACAAAUUGUUGAUUAUAUCCCUACAGAACCCCAUGAUUGGAAAUUAGAUUCAAUAAUAACAUCUACAAACGUCUAUUAA
Messenger RNA from Candida albicans SC5314, 624 nucleotides. RefSeq names its product 5-formyltetrahydrofolate cyclo-ligase. Gene Ontology annotation, cellular component: mitochondrion. Gene Ontology annotation, biological process: folic acid-containing compound biosynthetic process; tetrahydrofolate interconversion. Gene Ontology annotation, molecular function: 5-formyltetrahydrofolate cyclo-ligase activity. The coding region runs from base 1 to 624 and encodes 207 amino acids. The transcript has a single exon. Lineage: Eukaryota; Fungi; Ascomycota; Pichiomycetes; Serinales; Debaryomycetaceae. The record is from RefSeq and is a predicted model, not a curated record.